UCUCCAUGGCAACUCCGCACCCGCUGAUAAACAGAAGUUGAUUGGAGUACAAGGUGAAAAGCCUGCAGCUGUUAGUUUUGGAUCUGGGACAAUGGAGCCGGUCUCUCUCGAUAAAUCAGCUUUAAAAGCAGUGGACGAUUACUGGGAGUACAGAAGGAUUGUGGGUGAUGAUGAUGGUGGAAAGCUGUUCACUCCAGAGCAAUAUGAAGAAUACAAGAAAAAAGUACUUCCUCGACGAAUGAAAAAUAGACUAUAUACAAGCUUUGGCGUGCCAGGGAGUAUUGACUGCAAACUCAUUGGUCCUGAGACACAGUGCUUCUGUGCACAUAGGUACAAGGAGCAUAAGACUGAGUGGGAAAUGAUUCCCACCGAGAGACCCAUAGCCCUGCCGUGCCAGGUCAGGAGAUGCUUCUGUACUGCCUACCAGUAUGUCCCUCGUCUUGGACCAAACCCUGUCCGCUGCAGAUGUAAACACUUACCGCAGGAUCACAGUGAAGCUGCUGGUCACUUGUGCAAAAUAUGUCGUUCCUGUUCUGGGUUCCAGAGUCCCUACACCUGUGGCUGUGGCAAGCCCAGUUCAGCCCACCAGACUCUGGUUGAGACAAAGCAAGAGAGGGUGGCACGUGGUCAGCCUGUAGGCUGGGAUGUUCCUUAUGCUGCUAUGGGAGGACUGACAGGGUUCAGCUCUCUGCUGGAUGGUUAUCUUGGUUUGCAAGCCAGUAACUCAGAUGAAGACAGAAAUGAUGACUUGGGAGGCUCAGCAUCAAAAAUAAUCCGUAAACAGAUGAGACACAAUGACAAACACAGAUCAGACCAGGCAGCGAGAGAAGAGAUGUGA
Molecule: messenger RNA, 838 nt
Organism: Salarias fasciatus (jewelled blenny)
Lineage: Eukaryota; Metazoa; Chordata; Actinopteri; Blenniiformes; Blenniidae
Gene: fam221a
Product: family with sequence similarity 221 member A
Exons: 8
Coding region: 92-838 (248 amino acids)
Source: RefSeq, a predicted model, not a curated record